UUACUGGAUUUACAAUGUGAACACGUAAAAAUCAAGUGCAAAUUCUUCUCUGCUGCAGAAAUAGUAAUAGCGAUAGUUUCAUAGAGCCGAAAGUUUUCUCCACUUGUACUUGUUGUCAUGUUGAACAAGUCUUCACUCUCGUCAACAUUUUCUGCUCGCUUCACUUACCAUUCGUCCAAGCGUUUCUCUCUUAGGCAGAGAACCAGCAAUGCUUAGAGCCAAUUCUUCCAUGACAGUCUUCAUUUUACUGCCUGUCACCUCUUCUUUCUGUUCGGCUCCAGUUUACAUAAUAUCCAAAGCUUUUGAAACACCAUCUGAGCACUAUCCGGAGGUUGUGACUGAUUUGAAGCUCUGCCUUUUUCGGUGUCAUUCAUUGUUCUAAUUUUUACACUACACACUUUUCGUUUCUUACACCUCUAGUAAUGUGGUUUACUUAAAGUUUUUUUUAUAUAUAUAUAACAACGCAUGUGUAACCAUUAAGAAGCUUUUUGCCACUAUGCAUUGUUUUAAUGAAUUCCAUGAAUAAAAUGUUGUUUCGCAUAUUUCAGUAUUUUUAGUUUGAGAAACUUGUCUUAGUAACUAAAUGGUAGAUUGGUAGUUUGUGGAAAACUUACUUCAUGAAAGGAAGAGUCAACUGGAAAAUGUACUAGAGCAUAAUAUUGUUAGGGUAGUUUAUAGUCAGUGAAAAAAUAUUAUAACCCUGAAUUCUUCAGUAGUAAAAUGUGCUUUCACUCACAUUAGUAUUUAGUUGGGUGGAAAUUUUAAUGUCACUGACUGAGGAAGCAGUGUAACAGGAAGCAGUGUAACAGGCUACAAUACAUAAAUGAGAUGAGAACAGUGAUGGCCUGAACUGAAACCGUAAAAAGCAGAAAAAAACUUUGACUUGUAACAUUUACAUAAACAAUUUUACAUGCAUAUAAUCAUUGAUUUUAUAUGGCAUAAACAUAAAAUAACUCUUCUAAAAGAUUUGCAAUAGGCUUUUGAGACUAGAGCUUUCAAAUGUAUAGUUUGUAGUCAUUCAUAAGUAAUAUAACCUGUAUCAUAUGUUAAUCUAACUAUUUUCACCGUAGUUCACAGGGACCUUCCUAAUGCUAUCUACAAAGAAGAUACUGCAGCUGUGAAGGAAUUCCUGGAUGCUGGAACAAUUGCACAUGAAGUCGACAAGUUUACUGAUGAGUCAGAGAAAAAUGAAGAGCAGGAUAUAUUAUCUCAUUCUUCGUUGUGCAAGAUUUGAGAGUUCUUGAAUAUGCCAUGGAGCCACUCACAAAAUGUUUUAAGAAAAAAUUAUUUAGUAAUGUUGAAUUUAACGACGCUGAUUAUGUUCAGUUACUCAUAGAGGUUGCAGACGCAGUAGUAAAAAAAAAACCCAAACCCUUCCAUCUUACAAGAAGAUGGGUAUAUAUUCCUGUUGAGAAAAGAAUUAUUCAAGCCAAUGAUGACGUAUAUGAAGAUGAAUUAUUUCAUGAUAAAACUUGCAAUGGGGGAGUUUAUGAUAUGAUGGAGCCGUUAGAGUCGGAAUUUGGUGUGAAAUGCAGAACUACAUGUGGCUGCAAUGUACGUCUUGUAGAAAUUCGGUAUGUUUAUACAAGUGUCAUGAGGCUACUCAUCGAAAAUGCUGCUUAUAUGCGUUCCAUACAUGACAAACGCAACACAGCAUUACAUAUUGCUGCUAAGUUAGGUGACGAAUUCCUAGUUUGGAAACUCCUCUUCAUAGGGGCUUCAGUAGAUGCUCAGAAUAAGGACAAAGAAACUCCUUUGCAUCUGGCAGUAGAUUGUAAGAAUGUUAGUAAAAUGCAUAAGCUUAUUCUAGCUGGAGCUAAUAUAAGUCACAUAGACAUCAGGGGCAAUACGGCUGCACAUGUAGCAGCUUCCAGUGGGCGAUGUGAAUGUCUGCAGGUUCUUUUAGAGUUGGGACUUGAUGUGAACUGCAGAAAUGAAAUUAGCUGUACAUUACUUCAUCUAGCAGCUCAGGAAGGUCACAGCAAAUUAGUGCAUCUCUUGAUCAGUAAAGGGGCAAAUGUAAAUGCCGAAGAUGACAUGGGAAACACGGUUUUGCAUGCUGCUAUCAGGUCUCAAAAUGUUAGAGUAGUUAAACUCAUUGAGGAUGGGGGUGCAGUGAAUGUUCAGAACAGAGAACAAAUCACAUCUUUGCAUUUUGCAAAGAAAGAGAAAGAUAUUCAGUCUGAAGCUAAGCGUAUGACUGCUCAUGAAGCAGCUUUCAGUGGGGAAUGUGCUUUCCUGGAGAAUCUUUUCGAGUUAGGGCAGCUAGACAUAAACAGCAAAGACGAAAAGGGACACACAUUGCUUCAUAGAGCAGCCUCGGGUGGUUGUAUAGAAGUAGUGGAACUCUUAAUCAAUAAAGAUGUGGAUUUGAAUGUUACUAAUGAGAAUGGGGAAACUCCUCUUCAGUACGCUGCUUACUGUGGACAGGCAAAUAUUGUAAUUGAGCUUUUGAAUCGUCAACACGAGGAACAUCUACCUGAACAUACCUUUGAUGCGUUGGAGGCUGCAGCCUUCGGAAACAGAUUAGACACAAUUAAAGCUAUCUUCGAAAAAUUUCCCCAUACAAUCGAGCAUUUGUCAGAAUACAGGAUCCUCAUGGUAGCAGACCAUGCAAGUAUUGUUGGUAGCAGUGUGUGCGCAUGGUGGCUAAUCAAGAAAAUUUCUAAAAAAGCAGGGAUAUGUGACUCAUCCUUAAGUCGUCUGAAAUACUGCCAGAGCGUCUAUGAAAAGCAGUCAAGAAUCAUUAAGGAAGCUGGAGAAGGUCAUUGGUUAGGAUCUUCAGCGCCGCAGAAUAUUGAAGAAGGACAGAUAGAACUGCAUUACAUGGAUGAACAGGGGAACACUGCCCUUCAUGCAGCUGUAGGAAGUGGUAAUAAAGAUACCGUGGCCUCUCUUAUCGAGGAUGGAGCCCUCUUGGAAGCGCGAAACUAUAGGAAUCUGACGCCGAGAAAUAUUGCCGACACAAGGGGCAUCAGUUUACAAAAGUAUCUGCCUGACAAGCCAGACACAAGGCUAGACAGCAGAAGCAGGUCACAACUGUAUUCGAUUCUGCUGAAUAUCAUUGCCCAAACUAUUGGUAUUGAUGCUGCCGACAGUAGAAUGGUGCAGAAAUGGAAACUACAGGUCACAAAGAGUGUGGGUAGAUUGCUGUCCUGGGGGGUGCCUCAUGAGCGUCUAGGGAGCUGCCAGAGACUCAUCUUGCCACUGGCGAUUACAACCAAUAACAGAACUUUGCUGCCAAUGCUCCUGGCUGCUGGGUUUCCACUUACCACUGCAGACUCAGGACUUGGCCUUGUCCAGUUAGUAUGGUUAACCCCUGAUAUUGGCAUUUGGGUUCGAAUGAUAGUAACAAGGGCUGUCAUCAAUACUCUCAGGUAUGAACAUAAGCUGUUGGAGAACGUAGUAACGUCAUAUUCUUUUUUCGUUAACUUGACACAAAAUGUGAAUAAGCUGAUACUUGAAUUAUCUGAAGAGAAGCCUCGGGAAGCUCAGUUUAGUUCAAAAGCUAUUUCACUGACGCAGCUGUACGUAACAGCAUGCAGAUAUGGUGCUACCUUAACAGCAUGGUACAUCUGGAAGGCAGGCGGAAGCAACUAUGAUAGAGAGCUGCCUUAUGACUGUACAUCUUUAGAGGCAGCUCUGGAUGGAGGGCAUUUUUCAACUGCAUUACGCCUAGUCCUAGAUAUGGAUGCUAAUCCUUUCCUCAAGAAGAAUAAAGGGCAAGAACUUCCCAUCGAUUUGUUUCCUGAAAAGUUACGAGUAUAUCUCCUGGAGGUGAUGUUGGGGAAGGAUUAUCGAGCCCUUGACAAGAUGGCGGAAAAAUUCAAAGAUGAAGAUGAUAAACGAGAGCUUCAGCAAAUCAUCCUUUUACUUGUGGUGCUUUUCCUUCAGUAUACCAUUGGUGGUGUCUCGAUCAGUUCUAACAGAUGGAAAUCCUUCCUUGACUUAGUGCUGAAGGCAUACAAAAGGAUAGAGAGACAGGAGACUUUGUAUUCAUCCUGUAAGUGGAUGCUUUCUCUCAGCAGUGUUCUUGUAGAUGAGGGAGUUAACGGAAUCAAAUUUGAGAAGCCUGAAAAUGUUGAGUCAAAGAUUUCGCUUAUCAAGAAAGACAUUGGACUUGAUGAAAUUCCACAGAAACUUGAUUUAGACAGCACAGAUGAUUAUUUCUGCAUUCUUUUUUCAACACUGGAAAUUAAUUUUCGUGAAACUGAGAUUCCAACACCUAAGAACUUCAAUUCUGAUAAAGAUCUUAAAGAUCCAAAUCUUUUGCAUCUAAAGGCUUUGAAAGUGUGCUGUGAAAAGCCUUUGCCAUUAUUUUUACAUCUUUUGACGUCACUUACAAGUCCUAAUCUCGAGAACAUACUGAAUGAAGUUUGCGAAUCUCGGCCCCUCCACCAUGCGGCUAAAAGUGGGAAUUCUUCCGCUGUUGCAUAUUUGCUAGAGUGCGGGGCAUCUCCUCUUAGCAAGGAUCGCUCAGGCUUUUUGCCAAUUCAGUAUGCUGCUAUGUUUAGUCACGGGGAAACAGGAGAUAUCCUCAUCAGCAAACUGGCAACAGAUAGUGAAAAGAACAACCAAAAGAAAUUACAAGAAACUUACUCACAAUAUUAUGAUAAGUACCUAGACUCUUAUGGCCUCAGUCGUGGUGACACUGGAAAUUCAAGGUAUGUGAAUGUUCAGACAUAUGAGCAAUUGCUUACUAGAUGUUUUGAUCAUAUCAAGAAACAAUUGGUAGAGAAAGGCGUGGAAAAUUUCGCAACAGAAAAUCUUGUCAGUUAUACAGAUGGCGAGGCUCGUGAAAUCAAAGACGCUGUAGCUCAGUUCCUCUACUUAUUGAAAGAACAAAUAUCUUUAAAGAAUGAGAUGUUUGAAGGAGAUAUAGGAUUUGUCGGGAGUUCUGAAGAUAACGUUCGCUUAUAUUGUCCAGAUGAGUACGACUGUAAUCUGCUUUUGAAGAAAAUCAGUGCAUAUCCAGAUGGAGAAAUGAAAGCUGAAGUUAUUGACCUUGAUGAAGCAAAGGCCAUACAAUAUGGCCACAAAAAGUCUUUGAAAGUACAGCCAGUCAGAGAAGAUCUCAGAAGUUUGAUGAAAGGAACCUGUUUUUUAGAUAGUUUUUAUAAUAUUGCCAGGGAAUCUUUGACUGAAAUGGACUUGAAUGGUGGCAAGUUGAAGGUAAUAAUGCCAGGAAUUAAGAGAACACAAGUUGGUAUAAAUUUAUCAUUCCUGUGGUUAGGUACCGAAUACCCCAUGCUCUUCAUAGACAUAGAUUUCGUUCCUACUGUGAGAGCCCCAUGGCCAGAGGGUCUUCCAAAACCCAACUGCAGUCUAGACAGGCGUCACCUGAAGGAGGUUUAUUUGAACAAUGUUGGUGAAGACGAAUGGAGACUAUCUUUUGGUCCUACAGAAACUAAGAUUAUGAGAGGUCUGAGUGUUAACAAGAGAGAUGUGUUUCUGGUUUGCAAGAUGAUCUUGGCUGCUUUCAAAACGGAGAACUGGGUUCCCGCUGAAAUAAAGAAUCAGUUUAUGUAUUGGGACAGCCGGAUGUUUUCUCUCCACUCAAAAGGAGGCUUUGCCCUAAAGAACUGUUUUUUCCAGGAACUUGAGAGUAUUACUAACGAAGAGGAAUGGACAAAGGAUAAGAUUCUCAAGAGAGUCAAGUCAGUGUUUGAGAGAAUGUGUUUGAUAGAAGAGCAGCGUUCUUUGGUGGGAGGUAUGGAAGUCGAUGGCCAAUAUCCAAAACCUGUCAAGGCUUAUUUCGGAGGCGAUACAGAAAAGGCUUCUGAAUAUUUUAUUGCUCCAGAAAUAGUGAGGUUUUUGAGAGGUUUGAAUAAAAACUAAGAUGAUCUAGGAUUGAACAUCUAGUUUAUGACAGGUUUCUCUUUUAACAUUUUAAUUGUGAUUUCAUUUCAUCAUUUUCAUUUUCCAUCAUUGGAGGAAUCCUUCGAAUAUGGCUUUCUCUACGUCUUUUGGUGCAUAAGUGUCAGUCAUCAUUAGAUAUGUUCCCCGAGCUUUCCUCACUGUUCAUAUCACCUCUGUAAAUAUACUUACUAGAUAUUUGAGUGUAUCUGAGUUCUUAAUCACUGUAUUUCAUUUCCUGAAUCUUUUUUUUUUUUUUUUUUUUUGCUCAGUAUUGCUUGGAUCUUUAAAUUAUUUAAAGCACAUCAAUGCUCUUUCUUGUUCAUAUAUGGCCCAAAAAGCUGCAUCAACUACCAAAAUCAUGACAUGUCCCAAUAUACUAUUUAUUCCCUUCCAUGUUUGGCGUCCACGCUUUUAUUUUUGUAGACAUGAUUAAUUGUCAGAAAAUCCUGGAUUGUCUCUAAAUUCAAUUUUUUUUUUACUUUUUCGUGCGUUUUAAUAAAAG
Molecule: messenger RNA, 6361 nt
Organism: Macrobrachium nipponense
Lineage: Eukaryota; Metazoa; Arthropoda; Malacostraca; Decapoda; Palaemonidae
Exons: 5
Coding region: 1252-5838 (1528 amino acids)
Biological process (GO): protein localization to ciliary inversin compartment
Cellular component (GO): ciliary inversin compartment
Molecular function (GO): protein binding
Source: RefSeq, a predicted model, not a curated record